UUGGGAGGUCCGGGAGGUGCCAGCAGCGUACACGACGUGGGCGAUGUCGAUGCGGCCGGCCGCCGCAACGCUCGCGUGCUGGCAGUGCAGUCGCUGUACCGGUAUGACCUGAGCGGGGGCUCAGCCGCGGACGCGGUGGACACUGUCGUGGAUGGACACCGCCCGACGCGACGCGCUGAGCACCGAGUCGUACGCGUUCGCACCCGUCUGCUGGUCGCCGGCAGCAUCGAGAAUCUGCAGGCGGUCGAUGGCUGCAUCGACCGACAGCUUGAGCACUGGGACCUGGAACGGCUGUCCCGCGUCGAUCUGGCGAUCCUGCGGAUGAGCGUCUACUGCCUGCUGCACCAGCGGGACGUGCCGGCCUCGGUGGUCAUCAACGAGGCGGUGGAGAUCGCCAAGCGGUACGGCACCGACGAUUCCUACCGCUUCGUAAACGGCGUGCUCGACGGCGUGCGCAAACGGGUGGCGUGA
Molecule: messenger RNA, 471 nt
Organism: Geodia barretti
Lineage: Eukaryota; Metazoa; Porifera; Demospongiae; Tetractinellida; Geodiidae
Source: the annotation of a GenBank genome assembly